AUGCGGGACAACAGGAUGCAGGACGCAGGACGCAGCAGCAGGCAGGACGCCACCUUUUGCAGCUGCUUCCAUGUGUUCAUGGCGCAAAUAAUCGCCGUCAUCAACAAAAACAAAAACAAGAUGCCCGCCCAGGACCAGGAUGCAACGGCAGGACGGUGGCAACGGUUGAAGAUGGAAGUGGGUUAGACCCACCUACUCUCCCAAAAAGAUGAGUUGAAAGACGUUGACGCUGACGCCAUUAGCACCGAGUUUUGCAGCAUCAACGACAAACUUUAA
This is a messenger RNA of Drosophila bipectinata, 276 nucleotides long. RefSeq lists its product as uncharacterized. NCBI's taxonomy places the organism in Eukaryota, Metazoa, Arthropoda, Insecta, Diptera, Drosophilidae. The record is from RefSeq and is a predicted model, not a curated record.